Molecule: messenger RNA, 2637 nt
Organism: Anopheles coustani
Lineage: Eukaryota; Metazoa; Arthropoda; Insecta; Diptera; Culicidae
Gene: Rexo5
Exons: 3
Coding region: 205-2493 (762 amino acids)
Cellular component (GO): nucleus
Molecular function (GO): exonuclease activity; nucleic acid binding
Source: RefSeq, a predicted model, not a curated record
UUUCACAUGCCUUUGCAGAUUCGUUCCACUUGUUUUGCUGAGUUGCACCGAUAUCUUUAGCAGAUUCCACCGAACGCUACAUUGUAGUUGAUUGAACAAAGAGCCUCGCCCACGCUGGAAAAAAGCAAGAGUUUCAAGUGUUCUGCUCUGCGGGAAACGAGAUAACCACUGAGAAAACCAACACUAGCGUGUGCAAAAGGUCCGAUGUUGCAAGAGCUAAGAAGCGGUGAAAACACAAACAUCUUGCGAACGCCGUUCGAGACGGUCACCGAAGGAGAUGACAAGGCGGUAAAGAGCAGAAAGGAACUUCGAUUGGAGCGGAAAAAGCGCAAACUUCUCGCUCUCUCUGCGGUGAUGAUGUUGAAUGAUCAAGAAGGCAUCGGAAAACACAGCAGAAACGUUCACUCGACAGCCGCUUGCGAUCAAGCAGCAGUUACUGCCGACGACCAGGACACUUCAAUAGUGAGUGAAGCAAAAUUAAGAACAAUUCUUGCUAACAAUCACACGGCGUUCACCAUUACGGAGGAACAGAAAUCUGAUCCUGACCGUAGGGAGGACGGUCCAUUGGAAGCAAAGCGUCGGAAGGCCGAAGAAGUUUCCAACAUCAACAACAACGGUGUUGCGGCGCCAGAGGGUCCCGAGAGUUGUGCUAAUACGGCCACUUCCGUAGAUAGCGCAGAGGAGUAUCGUGCCCUGAAGGCGUACGUUAAUCAGAAGAAAAACAUGCGCUACUCUCCGCGCGUCAUACUAAAACCGGUCGGGCAGGAUGCGCUACUUGAUCGUCCGGUUAAUUGUGAUCGAAUUCCGCUCUUGCUAGACGAUAUUCAGGCCUUGCUGAUGUAUGCGCUUCUGCGCACGGACUCUCCACUUCAACCCCGCUGGGCCACAAUUCAUAAAAGUACGAAACUGACCCACACGAUGGUACUGAUCGUGGAGGGCUUCAGCUGCGAAGAUUAUGUGAACUUACGCGAACACAUGCCUGCCAGCAGCGCCAGCAACAGUGGAAUCUUUGGCACAGAACACACGCUUCAGGUAGUCUGUCCGACGAGCAAGCUCGUCGAGGAGAUGGCCUGCGUACCGCUUAGCGACACACACAAGGACAUUCUAGUGGCCGAGUACGGUUCGCUCGAAGCAGCCAUGCAGGUAUGUAAAGACCAGAUGCUAGUGCGGAGAAGCAUCUUUCGGAACAUACGCCAGUCGCCGGAUGUCCUGCACAAUGGGUUGGAUUACUCUGCAUUCGAUUUGCCGCCAACAGACAAGUACCCUAGAACGCAGCUCCUCCUCUCGCCUAUUCAGAUGAUCAACGAAGGCUACCCGCUACCACUGACAGGCACACUACAAAAUCGAUACAGGCACUACGUGACGACAAGUGACUUCUAUCUACCGGUUACCCCAAGAUCGCCGAUGUUCGGGUUGGAUUGUGAGAUGUGCGGUAUUGUCGGCAACAAAUCCGUGCUGACGCGUGUGUCGAUCGUCAACGAGGCAGGCGAUACUAUUUACGACGAGCUGGUGAAACCGCGCCAGCCAAUCGUUGAUUAUCGCUUCGAGUACUCUGGCAUUUCGAAGGAGAUGCUGGCCAACGUGACCAAGCGUAUCGAGGAUGUGCAGCAAGAAAUCCGAGCAUUGUUGCCACGGGACGCCAUUCUGGUCGGGCAAUCGUUAAACUGCGAUCUGGAUGCACUGCAGAUGAUGCACCCGUACGUGAUUGACUCGAGCAUCGUGUUCAACCUGACGGGAACCGCAACCCAGAAGGCGAAGCUGCGCUUUCUGACGAAAAAGUUUUUAGAGAGGGACAUCCAGUGCGGUACCGGCGGACACAAUCCGAUCGAGGAUUGUGCGGCAAGUUUGGAGCUGGUCCAACUGAAGCUGUCCAAGAGCAUUUACUUCGGCGACCAGUGGUUGCAGGAUCGCAGCAAAUACCAUCGAUUCAUCAAUGCUGGCGGACGGGUGGGCAUUGCCACCGAAUCCGAGGACACGGAAAUGCACGAUGAUGGCGGAGUGCUCCCAACGCAUCAGCAGCGCGGUCAGGAAAUCACAUCGACCCUGUUUGCCCACGCGAAAAAGCGCAACAAGCGGUCCGCCAUCGUUACCAACGACAACGAGGAGUUGAGUACCUUCGAGGCGUACUUCGGGGAAACGAUUCUGCAGAACGAGGGAGCCCACGAACCCAAUCAGGGAUCGCGCCAGUGGUUAUCGUUUGAACGGAAGCGUACGGCUGAGGAAGCUAUUCGAAAAGCGGCUGCCGACAGUUUGCAAUAUGAUUUUAAUUUAACCUACGUGAAACUACCGCAUGAUAUAGGACGCGACAGCAGCAAUAGUGAUGACGCCGAGGCGAAAAAGAUCGCACUCGCGCGCCAGAUCGACGGGUGGAUAGAGCUGUUGUACAAGGCGAUGUCGCUGAAUGGGCUGUUCGUCGUGUUGCUUGCGGGGCAAGAGGAGCAGGUGGGAAAAGCGAACCGCAUUGCGGUGGCCAUGGUACAGACAAAGAAGUAACAACGUUAAAGGACGAUGCACCAACACGGAUGGUACACACUUCUUCCCCGUUUGGCUCUUACAACUGCUGUGUUUCUGUUCUGUGUAUAAUGCGUUUUGAAUAAUAAUCAUGAAUAAAAUUCCCUAUUGAGUAAUAUAUAUGUA